Phymastichus coffea is the source of this 2214-nucleotide messenger RNA. RefSeq names its product ionotropic receptor 25a-like. NCBI's taxonomy places the organism in Eukaryota, Metazoa, Arthropoda, Insecta, Hymenoptera, Eulophidae. The record is from RefSeq and is a predicted model, not a curated record. The transcript is spliced from 4 exons. Gene Ontology annotation, cellular component: plasma membrane; postsynaptic membrane. The coding region runs from base 23 to 1477 and encodes 484 amino acids. Gene Ontology annotation, molecular function: glutamate-gated receptor activity; transmitter-gated monoatomic ion channel activity involved in regulation of postsynaptic membrane potential. Gene Ontology annotation, biological process: synaptic transmission, glutamatergic; modulation of chemical synaptic transmission; monoatomic ion transport.
AUUCCAGUGGGACGACGUCGGCAUGAUGAACAAGACGGUGCUGCGAGUCUCGACGAUUCCGAAGCCGCCGUUCGUCAUCUACGACGAGCAGGCGAAUCACUUCGAUGGCAUGCUCAUCGAGCUACUCCACGAGCUGUCGCUGCGACUGGGAUUCGGCUACAAUCUAACCAUUCAAGAGGAUGGAAAAUACGGGCAUAUGGACGAUCAUGGCAAUUGGGACGGAUUGAUUGGCGAAUUGACGCGGGGCAACGCUGAUGUCGGUCUCGCUGCGUUCAGCGUCAUGACCGAAAGGAUGGGGGCUGUCGAUUUCACUGAAGCCGUUUACAAACCCACUGGUAUCUCUGUACUCAUGCUCAAGACUAAAUCUGUUACCUCGUUCUUCAGAUUCCUAACGAUUCUCGAGGCGGAGGUCUGGUGGUGUAUACUCGGCGCUUACCUGCUGACCAGCGUCUUGGUGUGGAUUUUCGACACCUGGUCGCCCUAUAGCUACCAGAACAACGUGCACUCGCGCAAGAACGAUAGGCAGAAACGCGUAUUCACGCUCAAGGAAUCGCUUUGGUUCAGCCUGACCUCGCUGACGCCGCAGGGCGGCGGGGAAGCCCCGAUAAAUCUGUCGGGUCGAAUCGUCGCCGCGACCUGGUGGCUCUUCGGUUUCAUCAUCGCCGCUUCGUACACCGCCAACUUGGCGGCUUUUUUCACCAUCAGCAAGUACGAGAAGACCAUCGAGAGCUUCGACGACUUGAUCAAUCAGUACAGAUACACUUACACCGUCAUCGAGAACUCAACGACCCACACGUACUUCCGCCGCAUGAACGACAUCGAGUACGACUUUUACGAAAAGUGGAAAGACAUGACGUUGAACAACAGCUUGACUGCACACGAAAGGGCACAGUUGGCGGUCUGGGAGUAUCCCCUGAGCGACAAGUUUAUUAAAAUUUAUUCGGCUGUGCAGCAUAACAAUAUGGUUCUUAAUUUAUCCCAGGCUCUGGCAAAGUUUGCCGAGGAGAAUUCUCGGUUUUCCCUUAUCACCGAGACAAUCGACGUGCAGUACCAAGUAUUGAUGGAUUGUCGAUUCCGUGAAAUCGGACCUGAAUUCUCGAAGAAACCAUUGGCUAUCGCUCUACCCAAGAAUUCCAUUUGGACUAAGAGAUUCAAUGACGCAAUACUCGAGUUGGUCAAAGAAAGCUGGUUGUUCUGGGCAACCAACCGCUGGUGGGAUGAAAAUCCAAAUCGCGUAUGGUGCAAUGAUUACACCAUCAAUACCGGCUUAUCAAUCGAGAAUAUCGGUGGACUUUUCGUAGUAAUUGGAGCGGGUAUAGUAAUCGCGAUAGCCACCUUGAUCUACGAGUUCUUCUACUUUAACUUCUGGCGCGAGAAAAUGAAGCGCUUUUACAACGAUAAUUUUAAGAAACUCGAUGCGAUAGUGUACUUCAAAACUAAAGUUCAGGGCAUUACUCAGAAGGUCCAGAAUCACUAACAAUAAACUUCUAUCUUUCUCUCUCGCUCUCUCCAUACUUGAUUUCCAAUUCUAAUUGCACCUAAGACCAAAGGACUUUAAUUCUGAUUCAGCUACAAUAAUGUAUUCGUGUCGCAGGAAGAGUGAAGAAAGUUCAAUAAAAUUUAUCCAUAAGAUAUAGUCUGCAUUAACUUUAUUUUUGUCGUUUCCAUCAUUUUUACAUUACAACCCAAUGUCUCUUGCCUUUCUCAUUAUUUUACAUUUUCACGUAAGAAAAUUUACACCACUUUUAUUUCUAAUUCACAAUUUCUCUGUUUGGCUUCACAUUAAUUUUAUUUGUAAAAAAGGAGAAGACUUGAAAAUGUACAAUUUGGGCCAUUUUUUGAAAAAAAAAAAAAAAAAAAAAAAAAAAAAAAAAAAAAAAAAAAAAAAAAGAUAUUAUUUUUUGCUAUUGAUUUCCGUUAUUGAUUUAUGUUUUUCUUUUGGUUUCAUCAAAAAUUACUCAAACAUUAAUGUUUCAAGCAGAAAUUGUUUUUUAUAUUAUAAUUGAUUUACGCUGGCAGAGUCUACAAUAGUGACACUGUUUACAAUUAAUUUUACCGAUUCGUAUCUCUUCUAUAAAAUAAUAAUCAUAAUUAAUUUGUUUCGGUAUUAUCACUUUGAAAAAACAAUCGUAUAAAGAAACUUUAUUUCGAUAAUUGUAUAAUAUAUAUGUAUGUUUAUAUAUAUAUAAAGUUUAUAUAUAUAUAAAGUUAUAU